Molecule: messenger RNA, 1025 nt
Organism: Lonchura striata (white-rumped munia)
Lineage: Eukaryota; Metazoa; Chordata; Aves; Passeriformes; Estrildidae
Gene: ZNF740
Product: zinc finger protein 740
Biological process (GO): regulation of transcription by RNA polymerase II
Cellular component (GO): nucleus
Molecular function (GO): RNA polymerase II cis-regulatory region sequence-specific DNA binding; DNA-binding transcription factor activity, RNA polymerase II-specific
Source: RefSeq, a predicted model, not a curated record
UCGGGCGGUCGGAGCGCGGAGGGGCCGCGGCAGGCGAAUCCCUCUGGGUUCAGCUCCGUCCCCGCAGAUCCAGCACCCACCCAGCUCGGGGGGUCCCGGCUUUUGGGGGGAGCCCGGCCCUGCCUCCCCCCCUUCCUGCCCCAGUGGCCCCCUCGGGAGGAGGAAGAGGAGGAGGAGAAGGAAUGGCGGCGCCGUGGCGGGCGAGUCUCCUGGCCUGCGAGGGGCUCUCGGGCGUCUGCCUUGUCCCCACCGUUGCCAGCAAGAAGAUGAUGCCCAAAUCCAGCGGGAAACAGGACGGGAACCGGGAACGGGGCUCCAGCCCUGACCUCCUGUCCCACCGCCAGGAUCCCGACAAGCCCCGUGCCCGCAAGGACGAUGAUGCUCCUGAGGCCUCCAACCCCAAGAAAUCCAUGAAAAAGCGCCGCAAGCGGGUUCCCGGCGCCGAGGGACCCCCGAGCUCCUCCCGCCGAGGAUCCCAGAUGGUGGUGAUUGAGCAAAACGGCUCCUUCCAGCUCAAGAACUUCAUCUGCGACCAUUGUUUUGGUGCUUUCCGGAGCAGCUACCACCUCAAACGGCACAUCCUCAUCCACACCGGGGAGAAGCCGUUUGAGUGUGACAUGUGCGACAUGCGCUUCAUCCAGAAGUACCACCUGGAGCGGCACAAGCGCGUGCACAGCGGGGAGAAGCCCUACCAGUGCGAGCGCUGCAUGCAGAGCUUCUCCCGCACGGACCGGCUGCUUCGACACAAGCGCAUGUGCCAAGGCUGCCAGACCAAGACCCCUCCCGACUCCCAGCUCCUGCUGUGAACAUCUGGGAAUACCGGGAAGUUCAGGGGGUGCGGGAGGGAGGUGUUUCUUCCUUCACCCCCCCCCCCACAUCAUCAUGCUCUGCCUCACCUGGAUUUCUCACCCCUGUAAGGAUGGGGAAGAACCUGAGCGCUGCCAACAUGAAAAAACUCAGAUCGUUCCUGCCCUCUGGCCUAAAAACUUGGAUUAUGAUCCCAAAAAUCCUCCUGGAAUCUUCAA